AUGCGUUUAAGUCAAUUUUCGUUGCUGGCUCUAGGAGCAGCAACAGCCAGCGCAUUCCGAGACACUUCACCCUUUUUUCUUGCAUCAACCUCCGAAAUCCUAUCUACUUCAGCCCAACUGAAAUCCGCGACCACUUUGCUUGGUGACCUCUCCACGAAACUCAGCACCUGCCCCUCCGAUUACUAUGUUAUCGCUUCUCAACCAGGGGUGCACAGCACCGACUUCGCUACUGCCGAAUCCGCACCCCGCUUAGGAGCGAAGAUGACUGGCAAGGACAAGGCUAUUCGAUCAGCCAUGAGUAUCAACGAGGUCGCAGGUAUCCUGGAAGCGAAACAUAUCCGUGAUAUCCUCGAAACUAAGUGCGGUGCUCAGACGACGGUCAUUGAUGCUUCAUCUGGAUCAUAUUCAACCGACUUCGGCAAAGAGCCUCGGGCGAUUGUGGUCGAAUUCCCUUCACUUUCUCUGGGAUCCGAGCGAGCACAGCAGCUUUCUGAUCACGAUGGGCUGCUUUCUGAUAUCGUCAACCGUCUUCCAUCUAAGAAAUACACCAUACUCUACACUACAACUCCAAGGGAAUUUGAGGAAGGCGAUGCCCCUGUUUACGAACCCACGGAUGACCUUUACCAAGAUCCCGUACGCGCGGAUCUGAAGCGGGAUUAUUCUAUGCACUCUCGGCGUGACAAUACGCCGAAGAACUCCCUUUUCGAUGAGUACCAAUACUUCACACCAGGAAUCUUCAUGGGGCUUAUCGCCGCUUUCGUUUUCAUUGUUAUUCUGUACAUUGGUCUGAGCGCCUUGAUGAGCUUGCAGGUCUCCUAUGCGGCCUUUGAGAAAGACACUUCUUCUACCGUGCAGAAGAAACAACAGUAG
Molecule: messenger RNA, 870 nt
Organism: Aspergillus puulaauensis
Lineage: Eukaryota; Fungi; Ascomycota; Eurotiomycetes; Eurotiales; Aspergillaceae
Product: Ac45/VOA1 transmembrane domain-containing protein
Exons: 5
Coding region: 1-870 (289 amino acids)
Biological process (GO): fungal-type cell wall biogenesis; (1->6)-beta-D-glucan biosynthetic process
Cellular component (GO): endoplasmic reticulum membrane
Source: RefSeq, a predicted model, not a curated record